Molecule: messenger RNA, 1355 nt
Organism: Phacochoerus africanus (Common warthog)
Lineage: Eukaryota; Metazoa; Chordata; Mammalia; Artiodactyla; Suidae
Gene: PXMP2
Product: peroxisomal membrane protein 2
Exons: 5
Coding region: 260-781 (173 amino acids)
Cellular component (GO): cytoplasm; membrane
Source: RefSeq, a predicted model, not a curated record
GGCGGGGGGCGACCUGGAGCUCGAACGACUCCGUGACCCAGCCCCAUAGAUGUAUUCUACGUGGGGGCCUGAGUGUGAAAGGCAAAAUCCUCAUGCGUCGAAACGACCCUCCAGAGAUCUUAAAUUCACCGGAAAGUUCAGCAAGUGCGGUCUAGUGCGUUCGGUUCCUAAAAAUAUGGACCCAGGGACCAGAGUAAAGGAGCGCACGAGCUAACGGGCUCAGCCCCUCUGCUCUGGGGGUAACGCCCGUCCGAGGUGAAUGGGGCUGGGAGAGAGGUCUGUCACCUGCCAUCUGCUGCUGCCUUGCGGCGGUGGCAUUUUGUCAGCACUUGGGAACUUCCUGGCCCAGAUGAUUGAGAAGAAGCAGAAAAAAGAAAGCUGUUCUCAAAAGCUAGAUGUCAAUGGGCCUCUCAGAUAUGCCAUUUAUGGGUUCUUCUUCACAGGGCCGCUGAGUCACUUCUUCUAUCUCUUCCUGGAGCACUGGAUCCCUCCUGAGGCCCCCUGGGCCAGCGUCCAGAGGCUCCUCCUGGACCGGCUCCUCUUCGCACCCACCUUCCUGUUGUUGUUCUUCCUCAUCAUGAACUUCCUGGAGGGGAAAGACUUUGCCGCCUUCGUUGCCAAGAUGAAGAGAGGAUUCUGGCCGGCGCUGCAGAUGAACUGGCGAGUCUGGACCCCAGUGCAGUUUAUCAAUGUCAACUACGUCCCUUUGCAGUUCCGGGUGCUUUUUGCCAACGUGGUGGCUCUGUUCUGGUAUGCCUACCUGGCCUCUCUGGGGAAGUGAAGAUGUCCUGGAGAGAGUGUCAGACACACAGAAGAAGUGGGCGGGGGACGCUCACCUGCUUGGAGUGAGAGAGCAGGCUAGAUCAUGUAUUUAAGAUGCCCUCAAAUGAUGGAUGGAGAAAUAGCUGAGUAUCUUGAUAUCAGAAUCUUGGGUUUUAAAAAGGCAGUAGCUGUCCUCAGGUGGUUUUGACCUCAAAACUUAAAAUAGAGACCAUUUCACCUGUCACUUUGGAUUAAAUUAGGAUCACAAUAAACUCUAACGUAGCUUUUUCAGUAGUGAUUUUCAUUUCUCAGAAUAAUUGCUGUUGCUUUGGAAGAAAUGAGUGAUCAGAGGGCUGCCCUCAGAUUUUUUUAAAUGUUUGAAGUAUUGUAAAAUAUUUCACUGUAUUCCUGCUUAGCCCCCUGGCACCACGACUUUCUAGACCCCUCUAGACCUUCCUCUGACCUCCUAUUGCUCAUUUACAUUAACCCUCCCUCCUGGAUUUUUCACUCUCAGAACAUUCCUUCCUGAUAGUGUUCCCUCAUUUCAUGGAUCCAAUAGCCCUUUGGAUCUUAAUUAUAUUUUUUGAAAUUUU